AUGCAGACCGCAAAGGCUGGGGGCAAGGCCCCGGUCUUGUCUUACGCAGCUGCCCUAAAGACGGGCCUGGCGGUACCUGAAAUAUCCAACGAGAACAACCGACCAAAAUCACCGGUUGAAUGUUCGUCAACAGCGUCGUCUAAGAGCAACGCAGACAUCAGUCACGCCACCCAAGGGGCCGCGGGAUCUCUAUCAUCAGAGCCCUCUAAGAGCGGCAACUCGACAGAUUCUUUAGACCGGCCUUCCCAGUCCUCCCAGGAUUGCCCGCCGAGACUGAAACCGAGAUCCUCCGCCCUAUUCCUCCGCGGCAUGGUAGCCAACUGUGGCUGCCUGUACAUCGUCAAGACGGGCAUCAGUGGAUUCCCCUUCUACCGCGACUUUCUCGAGUCAGGCUUUCCUAUGAGAAGUCGCUGUUCGCUGUGUAACGUCCUGGUCACCGAGAUCAGGUUCAACAAGGAUGUGGAGGCGGAGGUCACGGAGAUUAUUCAAUGGGAUGAGGAAGAGCAAGAUGGAUAUUCCGAGGACCUAGUGGAGAUCUAUAACGAUGAGGAUGCAGAUGACUAUGACUCUAGCGAAGGAUCUCAAUCGCAGGGCGAGUAUGGCGAGGAUGUAGAGGGCGGCUCACAUGGAGGAAUAUGGGGUGAUUAUUGUGAGGAUGCAGUGGACGAGGCCGGUGACACGGACGACGAGGGUAGCGAGGAAGAGAAAGUUGGGGUUUGUUUACGGUGA
This is a messenger RNA of Neurospora tetrasperma FGSC 2508, 729 nucleotides long. RefSeq lists its product as uncharacterized. The record is from RefSeq and is a predicted model, not a curated record. The coding region runs from base 1 to 729 and encodes 242 amino acids. The transcript is spliced from 2 exons. NCBI's taxonomy places the organism in Eukaryota, Fungi, Ascomycota, Sordariomycetes, Sordariales, Sordariaceae.